AUGUCAAAGGCAAGAGAUGGUGGUGUGACCAUCCGGUACCCUAUGCUAGAAGGCGACAACUAUGGAGUGUGUGCUGCAAAGAUGAAGGUUUUCAUGCGUGCACAAGGAGUUUGGAUGGCAAUCGAAGGCAACCCAAAGAUCGACGACACAAAGGAUGAAGAAGCUUUGGCCGCCAUAGCCCAAGCUGUACGUUGUUUUCAUGACCAUAGCUUUGGCCGCCAUAGCAAAGAUGAAGCUUGGGAUACUAUCAAGGAGAUGCAUGCCGGUGAUAACCGCGUCAAGAAGGCCUGUGUUCAAGCUCUUAUGAGGGAGUUUGAUUGGAUGAGUAUGAAUGAAUCAGAAGGGGUUGGUGAUUUUGCGUUAAAGCUAACCUCCAUGGUUAAUGAGAUGAGAGCUCUCGGAUCAAAGAUACAGGACAUCACAGUUGUGGAAAAAUUGCUACGGGCGGUCCCCGACAAGUUUCUACCUAUCGUUGGCACUAUUGAGCAGUGGGGCGAUGUGGAGACAAUGUCGGCGAUGGAGGUGAUCGGAUGA
Molecule: messenger RNA, 534 nt
Organism: Lolium perenne
Lineage: Eukaryota; Viridiplantae; Streptophyta; Magnoliopsida; Poales; Poaceae
Source: RefSeq, a predicted model, not a curated record